Molecule: messenger RNA, 1346 nt
Organism: Lathyrus oleraceus (garden pea)
Lineage: Eukaryota; Viridiplantae; Streptophyta; Magnoliopsida; Fabales; Fabaceae
Product: probable O-methyltransferase 3
Exons: 2
Coding region: 124-1203 (359 amino acids)
Molecular function (GO): protein dimerization activity; O-methyltransferase activity
Source: RefSeq, a predicted model, not a curated record
CAUCAUAGUCAGGCCAGUCCUAAUAAUGUCUGACAUCAUUAAAUUUUCUCCAUAAGGACCAAAAAAGUUCCAAAUCAUUUUACUUACUUUAAAUCUCGGUAAUAGAAUUAAGAUAGCAAGGCUAUGGAAUCCCAAAAUGAAGACCAUAUUGCUUCAAAUUUGCUCAAAGCUCAAAGCCACAUAUGGAAUCAUAUUUUUAACUUUGUAAAUUCAAUGUCACUUAAAUGUGUAGUUGAUUUAAGCAUACCAGAUAUCAUACACAGCUAUGGCAAACCCAUGUCACUCUCAAAACUCAUUUCCUCACUACCAAUCCAUCCUUCCAAAAAACCUUGCAUUUAUCGCUUGAUGCGAAUCAUGACUCAUUCUGAUUUUUUCUCUCAACAAAAUAUCACGGAUAAUGAGCUAGAAAUCGAGUAUAUGUUAACGGAUGUAUCUAAGUUAUUACUUAAGGAUAAUCCAAUGAGUAUGGCACCAUUCGUGCAAGGGAGUCUCGAUCCUACUAUGACAAAUCCAUGGCAUGAAUUUUCCACUUGGUUAAAAAAUGAUGAUAUUACAACGUUUCAAACUACACAUGGGAGGUUUUUGUGGAAUUAUGCAGAGCAUAACCCUAGAUUUAACAAAUUAUUCAAUGACUCCAUGGCAAGUGAUGCUCAAUUAGUCACCAAUUUGUUUUUUGAGAAUUGCAGGGAAGUGUUCAAUGGAUUGGAGUCGUUGGUUGAUGUUGGUGGAGGAACAGGAACCUUAACUGAGGCUCUUGCAAAAUCAUUCCAACAAUUAGAGUGCACUGUCUUUGAUCUCCCACAUGUUAUUGAAGGUUUACAUAAAAGUGAUAACGUAAAAUAUGUUGGUGGAGAUAUGUUUAAAGAAAUUCCACCUGCAGAUGCCAUUUUGUUGAAGUGGAUAUUGCAUGAUUGGAAUGACGAGGAAUGUGUAAAUAUAUUGAAGAAAUGUAAGGAAUCAUUGAAGAAGAAAGGUGAUGAAGGGAAGGUGAUUAUCAUAGAAAUGGUGUUGGACAGUGAGGAAGAAAAUAUUAAUGAAUCAGUUGAAACAAAACUCUUCUUUGAUAUGGCAAUGAUGGUGUUACUAGCUGGAAAAGAGAGAAAUAAGAAAGAAUGGGUUAAGCUGUUUUUAUCAGCUGGUUUUAGUGAUUAUAAGAUAACUCCAAUUUUAGGCUUAAGGUCUGUGAUUGAGGUCUAUCCAUAAUAAAAAUAAAAGUAAGCCAAUUGUCAUAAUCAUCUUAAAUUUAUUAGGAUUAAUAUCUAUUUUGGUAUUAAGACAAUUUAUUUAGGGUAUUGUCUUUAAUGAAACAUUGCAUUCCUUUUAAUUAAGUUAAGUUAUCCAAUUAA